This is a messenger RNA of Sclerotinia sclerotiorum 1980 UF-70, 1611 nucleotides long. RefSeq lists its product as hypothetical. NCBI's taxonomy places the organism in Eukaryota, Fungi, Ascomycota, Leotiomycetes, Helotiales, Sclerotiniaceae. Bases 1 to 1611 code for a protein of 536 amino acids. The transcript has 2 exons. The record is from RefSeq and is a predicted model, not a curated record.
AUGUCUCCAGAAGUUGUAUCGCCAGCACAUCCAGACCGUCCCAUCAGACCUCUGCCCAAAAGACGUCUUCGUGAACGUCUCUCUCCCAAUGUCGCCGAAUCAAUCAAAUAUCCACCCGCACCCAAAAUUCAAACCCCAUUGUUCUAUUAUCCAUAUACUGUACGAGAUGAUGUUGGAGCAAGUACUCUGGUAGAGUCUUCACGUCCAAGUGAACGACCCCAGGUAGAUAAUGUCGACCAAAAUUAUAUUCCGCGGCGGAAUGGAGAAGAUCCAGGAAGUGAGGAGGAGGAGGUUUACCGUAACGCGCGACUCUACCCAAGACAAUCAGUUGACAAUUCUGGUCGUUCCUACCGCUAUGUUCAAAAGUCCGAUUCAAAACAUCCAAAUCCCCACCCGCCUGGCUCAACUGCUUCAUCUGCGGAUGGAUAUGACUCAUUUGAAAACACAAAUAACAAAAAGAAACGCAAGAUUCCCACACCGGGAGACUCUAACGUCAAUGGAGCUCUUCUCUCAAAUGAUUUGGCAGGCAUGGGAAUAUCUGGUCCAGAAGAAGAAGAUGUGAAUAGUGCAGGGUACUACCAUGCCAGUGGCUCAGUAUCUCAAGGAUUGUCGGGUCCUGGAAGAGGCAGAUAUGGCCGAAAUCGCAAUGGCAGAAGUCCAUUACGGACGCUGUCUGAAGUUUCGGGUAACUGGGGCAAUGGUCGCAAUUCCAAACAACGACCACCCCAGUGGCCAAUAACUCCCGAGACCCCAGGUAUCAUCACAACUGCGAUUGCAAACGCCGAGAAAGAAACUCCAAUGACUCCCUCUAAAGGACAAGAGAAUAUCAGUUUAUUGCAACAGCAGGCAUUAAAAAAACCACCCCCCACUUCUACUCAAUUUACUUUUACUUGUGAUUCUCAAGUACCAACAGCACUGCCUUGGCCUGUGUCAGAUAACACAAGUAUGCAUCAAAGUCCAGCUGCAAGGUCGGUGAUGGCGCAUGGAACGCAAACAAGCCCAAACAUGCAAGCCAAAUCACAACAAUCAGCGCAUACACAAAAGCAAAAUGUGCCUCAAACAGCACCACCAAAGAGAACUCGACGUCGAGCAAGCAAAGAGUACCAAAUUGCUGCUCGCCAACGUCGCCAACAACAAGAAUACCAAAACAUGACUCAUCCUCCUAAUCUUGAGGAUAUUUGGAUUUGCGAAUUUUGUGAAUACGAGAGCAUCUUUGGUGGCCCUCCCUCAGCUUUGAUCAGGCAGUAUGAAAUAAAGGAUAGGCGUAUCAGGAAGCAGGAGGCGGAGAGGAAAAGAUUACUCGAGAAGGCAAAGACGAAAGGGCGCAAGGGGAAAAAAGGUAGCAAAACUACUGCAAAAGGACCUCCACAGGAUCGCCAAUCUCAACCUCAAAACUCUCAGCAGGGUACUCCAGUCGACCAGAACCAUGGUCAGGAAACUCAAAGUGAAGAUUAUCCAGAUGAUGAGUACGACCAAGAAUAUGCUCAAAAUCAUCCCAUCUCUCCCGGAGCUUCUUCAUCUUUCCGUCCAAGUGAAGUCUUACAAGCUAACCAAGGCAAGCGUCUCGAUAGAAAUACUAGAAGAAGUAGCGACGGGAGAAUUGUGACUUGA